This is a messenger RNA of Rhizophagus irregularis DAOM 181602=DAOM 197198, 539 nucleotides long. The record is from RefSeq and is a predicted model, not a curated record. NCBI's taxonomy places the organism in Eukaryota, Fungi, Glomeromycota, Glomeromycetes, Glomerales, Glomeraceae.
UGUUAUAUUAAAAUGAUACUUGGAAUUGGAAUAGAUAUUAUCCAUUUAUCACGUAUUAAAGCUCUUUUAACACGCAAACCAACAUCCCUAUUACAUUUUUCCAAAAGAAUUUUGUCAGAUGGAGAAUUAAAAGAAUUUAAUAUUUUUUUAUCUAAUCAAAAAAAAAAUUUGAUUAGUGCUAAUAAUUUAUCACAAAAUAAUUCAAAACAAGAUAAAAUUAUGAUUAAUAAUAAUAUCAUUAAAUACUUGGCUGUUAGAUGGACUUUAAAAGAAGCAGCUUAUAAAGCAUUAUUUCCUCAUUAUCGUCUUACAUGGAAAGAUAUAUCUAUAAGUAAAAUUAAAGGCAUGAAUAAUUAUUAUUAACAAUUUUUUUAUUAAAUACUUUGAUUUUUUUUUUCUUAAUAUAAUAAUUAAUAUUAUUUUAGAAAAGCCAUAUUUAAUGAUCCAUAAUGUUAGUCAAAAAGGAAAUAAUAAUAUUAAGGUUCAUUCAUCUGUUUCACAUGAUGAAAAAUAUGUUAUUUCACAAGUUUUAAUUGAAA